This is a messenger RNA of Poeciliopsis prolifica (blackstripe livebearer), 2462 nucleotides long. RefSeq names its product netrin 1b (gene ntn1b). The record is from RefSeq and is a predicted model, not a curated record. Gene Ontology annotation, molecular function: protein binding. The transcript is spliced from 9 exons. Lineage: Eukaryota; Metazoa; Chordata; Actinopteri; Cyprinodontiformes; Poeciliidae. Bases 507 to 2309 code for a protein of 600 amino acids.
UGGUCCGGCGCCAGGUAUGUUUUCAAACGGCAACGCUAAUUGAGGAAGGAUACAGGAGAUCAACACUUUCGCAGGAUAACCGGCUAGUUUCUUAUUUUUUUUCUCCAUAAAAGUCACAUACCGCAAUUUUAAAAGGCAAAAUCUUAACUGCACAAGGUCAGAGAUCCGUUUCCAGCGUUCAGACGCUGGUGGACUCCUCUUCUCUCCCCCCUCCUCCCAUUAGAAUAGAGAGGGAACGGGACAGACAGUGAUAGAGAAAGGAGGGAGAGUCUAUUGCACCUUUUUGUUUCGUGCGUAAACUGGAUAAAGGGUGUUUUUUUUUUCUCCUCCAAAUUCUGCGUGGGGACCUCCAAGUCUUUCAGCCUGAGCUGUCCACUUGAGAGGUGGUAGUCUGGGUGGAGUUUUCCUUUCCCCUUUGUUUUGCCGCAGGUGCUGUUGAGGUGAUAACCGUGCUUUCCCGUGUGUUUUUGCAUCGGCCCCCCGCGGCGCUGGGAUUAAGUCCUACCAUGAGACGGCUUUUGGAGACGUGGGUCGCAGUGCUGACAGCUUGCGCGCUGGCCGGACGCGCCUCCGCGGGAUACGGGCUGAGCAUGUUCGCCGCGCAGUCCUCCCCGCCGGACCCGUGCUACGACGAGAACGGGAACCCGAGGCGGUGCAUCCCCGACUUCGUCAACUCCGCUUUCGGGAAGGACGUGCGCGUGUCCAGCACCUGCGGCGCGCCGGCGGCCCGCUACUGCGUGGUGACCGAGAAGGGAGAGGAGCGCACACGGGACUGCCACACGUGCGACGCCACGGACCCCAAGAAGUCCCACCCGCCCGCCUACCUGACGGACCUCAACAACCCGCACAACCUGACCUGCUGGCAGUCGGAGAACUACGCGCAGUACCCGCAGAACGUCACCCUCACGCUGUCGCUUGGGAAAAAGUUCGAGGUCACCUACGUGAGCCUGCAGUUCUGCUCGCCCAGACCCGAGUCCAUGGCAAUCUACAAGUCCAUGGACUACGGCAAGUCCUGGGUUCCGUUCCAGUUCUACUCCACGCAGUGCAAGAAGAUGUACAACCGGCAGAACAAGGCGACGAUCACCAAGCAGAAUGAGCAAGAGGCUAUCUGCACGGACUCCCACACCGACAUGCACCCGCUGACCGGCGGCCUGAUCGCCUUCAGCACCCUGGACGGACGGCCGUCGGCGCACGACUUCGACAACUCGCCAGUGCUGCAGGACUGGGUGACGGCCACCGACAUCAAGGUGAUCUUCAGCCGGCUGCACACGUUCGGCGACGAGAACGAGGACGACUCGGAGCUGGCGCGCGACUCCUACUUCUACGCCGUGUCGGACCUGCAGGUCGGCGGACGGUGCAAGUGCAACGGGCACGCGUCGAAGUGCGUCAAAGACCGCGAGGGGAACCUGGUGUGCGAGUGCAAGCACAACACGGCGGGGCCGGAGUGCGACAGGUGCAAGCCCUUCCACUACGACCGGCCAUGGCAGCGCGCCACGGCCAGGGAGGCCAACGAGUGCGUCGCGUGCCACUGCAACCUGCACGCCCGCCGCUGCCGCUUCAACAUGGAGUUGUACAAGCUGUCCGGCCGCAGGAGUGGCGGCGUCUGCCUCAACUGUCGUCACAACACAGCGGGGCGUCACUGUCACUACUGCAAGGAGGGCUACUACAGGGACAUGACCAAGUCCAUCUCUCACCGCAGAGCCUGCAAAGCGUGCGACUGUCAUCCGGUCGGAGCGGCGGGGAAAACGUGCAACCAGACAACAGGCCAGUGUCCCUGCAAGGACGGCGUGACGGGGAUCACCUGCAACCGCUGCGCCAAGGGUUACCAGCAGAGCCGCUCCCCCAUUGCGCCGUGCAUAAAAAUCCCUGUUGCAUCUCCAACAUCGACUUACAGCAACUACGAGGAGCCAUCAGAUUGCGAGUCCUACUGUAAAGCCUCCAAGGGAAAAAUGAAGAUCACUAUGAAGAAGUACUGCAAGAAAGACUUUGCCGUCCAGGUUCACGUCCUCAAAGGCGACAAGGCAGGCGAGUGGUGGAAGUUCACCGUCAACAUCAUUUCCGUCUACAAGCAAGGCGGCCACCGCAUCCGCCGCGGGGACCAGCUGCUGUGGGUGCGCGCCAAGGACGUGGCCUGCAAGUGUCCCAAGAUCAAGCCCGGGAGGAAGUACCUGCUCCUGGGCUCGGACGACGACGCGCCCGGACAGAGCGGCGUGGUCGCCGACAAAGGCAGCCUGCUCAUCCCCUGGAAGGACCUGUGGGGCCGCCGGCUGAGGAAGUUCCAGCAGCGCAGCAAGAGGGGGAAGUGCUAAAAUAAAAAUAAAAAUGGCUUGUCGGUGAGAGAAGAGGAGAGAGAUUGGUGUGACGCCUCCCGCCGGGAUCAAAAGGAGAAGUGAUGGUUGAUGGAUUAACUGAAAUAGUCAUAAAUAAAAGGGACGAAAAUAUUAAAGUGAAGAGUAGGAGAA